Messenger RNA from Entelurus aequoreus (snake pipefish), 2854 nucleotides. RefSeq names its product cathepsin D-like. The coding region runs from base 390 to 1583 and encodes 397 amino acids. Gene Ontology annotation, biological process: proteolysis. Gene Ontology annotation, cellular component: lysosome. Gene Ontology annotation, molecular function: aspartic-type endopeptidase activity. The record is from RefSeq and is a predicted model, not a curated record. The transcript is spliced from 9 exons. Lineage: Eukaryota; Metazoa; Chordata; Actinopteri; Syngnathiformes; Syngnathidae.
ACAACAAAGCAGACAACAGUCCGUGGCUUAAACGCCCAGUAUAUAUAACGUAUAUGGAUCGUAUUUUAAGUCAAUAUUUUGUCAGCCUUGUUUUCAGAAGUAUUUCCGCGCGUGCCUUAUCACUGCCAAAGUCACAUUAUCUGGCACUCGUGACCAGUCAUGUUUGUCUGCGUAAGAUUGCAUGAUUGACAUUUGCCUCGGCCAACAAGAACAGCCGCCAUUUUACUUCCCGCCAAUAGCGGCCUCUAGUCGAAGAUUACCGAGUGAACCCGGACAAUGCCGAAAAGCUUUUCAACACAUGCGUCAGUUAAAACAGUAUACGGCUUCUUGUCGGCCGACAGUUUGCACCAGAAAAGACAAAAGCGGUGUUUUCUCUUCAAGGACAAAAAAUGACACGACUGGGGACUUUCUUUAUAGUUCUGGUACUGCUUGUAGCGCCCAGUAUCGCCAUUAAAAGGGUUCCCCUUAAGAAGAUGAGGACACUCCGUCGCCUCAUUAGCGAUAAUGGGAUGUCUCUGGAUCAAAUUCGGACCUUGGCGAAGACGAGCGGAGCUCCUGACAACGCCCCCUCGCCACAACUACCCGUGGAGAGACUGACUAACUUCAUGGAUGCCCAGUACUUUGGAACCAUCAGUAUUGGUUCCCCGCCUCAGGACUUCACAGUGCUGUUUGACACUGGCUCCUCCAACCUCUGGGUGCCCUCCAUUCACUGCUCCUUCUUUGAUGUCGCCUGCUGGAUCCAUCACCGCUACAACUCCAAGAAGUCAAGCACAUAUGUUCAGAAUGGUACCGACUUCUCCAUCCGCUACGGCAGAGGCAGCCUGUCGGGCUUCAUCAGCGGAGACACGGUCACUAUAGCAGGUUUGCCCGUGCCCGGCCAGCAGUUUGGGGAAGCGGUGAAGCAGCCCGGUAUUACAUUCGCCGUGGCCCGCUUCGACGGGGUCCUGGGCAUGGCCUACCCGUCCAUAUCGGUCGCCAACGUCACGCCGGUGUUUGACACGGCCAUGGCAGCCAAGCUGCUGCCGCAGAACGUCUUCUCUUUCUACAUAAGCAGAGACCCCGCAGCGGCUGUGGGAGGAGAGCUGAUGUUGGGUGGGAGCGACCCGCAGUACUACACCGGAGAUCUGCACUACGUCAACGUCACACGCAAGGCCUACUGGCAGAUUGAGAUGAACGAAGUGGACGUGGGCCCCCAGCUGACAGUCUGCAAGACGGGCUGCCAGGCCAUCGUGGACACAGGGACUUCCCUGAUCGUCGGCCCCGUGGAGGAAAUCCGAGCACUGCAGAAAGCCAUCGGAGCUCUGCCUUUACUCAUGGGAGAGUACUGGAUUGACUGCAAGAAGAUCGACACCCUCCCCGUCAUCUCCUUCAACAUAGGAGGGAAGAUGUUCAACCUGACUGGAGAGGAUUAUGUCAUGAAGGAGUCCCAGAUGGGAACUUCAAUCUGCCUGUCAGGCUUCAUGGCCAUGGACAUUCCGCCCCCUGCAGGACCUCUGUGGAUCCUGGGAGACGUCUUCAUCAGGAAGUAUUACACCGUCUUUGACAGGAGUGCUGACCGUGUGGGAUUUGCACGAGCCAAGUAGUACCGCUAAAUAAAAGUGCUGUUCUGGUUUGCAGCCGUCAAGAAAAAUCUCUUCAAAAAUGUAUACUGAAAUUUUUUUUUUUUUUAAAAGGUUUUUAAUCGCUUCUUGACAACAUUCUUCUCAUAAUUGUGUUUUUUUUGUAAUUUUGACUUUCUAUCUCAAAUAUGAAGUUUUAUCUCAUCAUUUUGUAGUGUACCAUCAUAACUGAUUUCUCAUUUUAACUUUUUCUUAUUUGUUCUUCUCGUAAGUUACUUUUUAUCUCAUAAUUUUGAUUUGUGACUUCUCAUGAUUUUGACAUUUUAUCUUGCGACUUUGACUUUUUAAAAAAAAAAUCUGACUAUUUCAUGAUUUCAACUUUUCAUCCUUACCUCGUAUUGAUUCAUCUAACAAUUUUGAAUUAAUCUAGUAAUUCAGAUUUUUUAAUCUCGUCAUUUCAAAUUUGUAUCUAAUUUAGUGAUGUCAUAAUUUCAAUUCCUUGUAUUCAUGCCUUUUCCCCCCCCGUAAUUUCUCCAUUUUUUUCACGCAAUUUCGACUUAUCUUGUAUUUGACUGUCUUGUAUUUGACUUUCUUGUAAUUUCAACUUUUUGUUAGUAUUUCGAUGAUCUAAUUUCUAUUUCGUAAUUAUGACUUACACAAUUUUGACUCGAAAAAUUGACGUGUUAGCUUAUUUCGACUUUAUCUCGUACCCAGUGGCCUAGUGGUUGGUGUCCGCCCUGAGAUCGGUAGGUUGUGAGUUCAAACCCCGACCGAGUCAUACCAAAGACUAUAAAAAUGGGACCCAUUACCCCCCUGCUUGACACUCAGCAUCAAGGGUUGGAAUUGGGGAUUAAAUCACCAAAAAUGAUUCCCGGGCGCGGCCACCGCUGCUGCUCACUACUCCCCUCACCUCCCGGGGGUGAUCAAGGGUGAUGAGUCAAAUGCAGAGAAUAAUUUCGCCACACCUUGUGUGUGUGACAAUCAUUGGUACUUUUUAACUUUAACUUUAGUUCUGACUUUGUAAUUUCUCAUUGUUUUGACUUUUCAUCUUAUAAUUAUGACUUUUUAUCUAAUAAUUUCAACUUUCUCAUAGUUAUGACUUUUUAGCUUUUCGUUUACAUGCAAAACUAGUUAUUUCAGUGUUCCGUGACGAGCUAGAGAACCGUUUGAGGUGCAACAAAUGCAUAAAGCACAGUCAGACCUGUAAAAAAGUUUAUUUUCCUAACCUGACUUUUUGCGUUUUAUACUUUCAUAGAAUAACCUCCUUGUUCUAAAUAAAGUCUACAUCCCCUGUG